AUGAGCAAAGACUCCUCCGCAACGCAUCUACACAUGCACCACCCCCGUCUAGCAGACUUCUUCGAAGAGUUCACGCGUCCACAUACCUCUACCGCCGCGUCAUCAAAUAACCCUCAAUUCAGCCCUCAUACUGGUUCCCAGUCUGCUGCAAACCCAGGCGCUACAUAUGGUUCCUCUUCACCUUCAACAAUCCCCUCUUUCCUUCCUAUCGAAGAUAUCUACGUUCAACCACAGUACCAGCCUCCAAACCCAGAAGACGAGGAUGAUGUCGUACCAGAUCAACAUGCUGCGUUCGGUAUCACGCGCGCAAUGGAGCGCCGUCGCGAUCCGGUCUGGCGCGAUCUAGGACUCGAGGCACUGGUCAAUGGGCAAGGACAUGGUGGACACGCUCUUGCGGUUAAUGCUGGGGCUGGGGGUACUGCUGGAGGUACAACUGCGGGGGGGUUCAGGACCCGGCGCUACUUUACGAGGAACUGGUGGGGGUGCGGCAGCUGUUGGGUCGGCCGCGAUUCGAGUUCGGAGUUCGGGACGGAGGAUGGGUGGAAGGAGAGUGGUUUGCUUGCGAUGAAGAUUGGAUACCUGAGCCUUCGAUCUUUGACGCAACUCUCUUUUUAUUGA
This is a messenger RNA of Penicillium malachiteum, 618 nucleotides long. RefSeq lists its product as uncharacterized. The transcript is spliced from 2 exons. Gene Ontology annotation, biological process: positive regulation of mitotic metaphase/anaphase transition. Gene Ontology annotation, cellular component: anaphase-promoting complex. The record is from RefSeq and is a predicted model, not a curated record. Lineage: Eukaryota; Fungi; Ascomycota; Eurotiomycetes; Eurotiales; Aspergillaceae. The coding region runs from base 1 to 618 and encodes 205 amino acids.